Molecule: messenger RNA, 5861 nt
Organism: Scophthalmus maximus (turbot)
Lineage: Eukaryota; Metazoa; Chordata; Actinopteri; Pleuronectiformes; Scophthalmidae
Gene: pdxdc1
Product: pyridoxal-dependent decarboxylase domain containing 1
Exons: 23
Coding region: 246-2603 (785 amino acids)
Biological process (GO): carboxylic acid metabolic process
Cellular component (GO): intracellular membrane-bounded organelle
Molecular function (GO): pyridoxal phosphate binding; carbon-carbon lyase activity
Source: RefSeq, a predicted model, not a curated record
GAGGCACAGGCAGAAGAGAGAGCAGUAAAUUACGUCUCAGAGUCGACAUUUCACUACGCUCUCCCGAAACCCCCCCCCCCCCCCCCCUCAAAGGACAUUUCAUUGCCACAGAUUUUCGGCGUCCCCGUUGAGGCUGUCGGCUGUGUGCAGCGAAGCGCGCGCGCGCGCACACACACACACACACACACACACACACACACACACACACACACACACACACACACACACACACACACACUUACAAGAUGGUGGACUCCACACUGGCCCAAGUGGGCAAGAAUCUGAGUGAAGCCAUGAUGAUCCUUGGAGAUGGACAGAGGGAGAUGGAGAUGGGAACAGAAAGGCGGCGUUUCAGCAGAACUAGCAUCCCUGGACCUCUGCAGGGAGAUGGUCAGGAUGUUGCCACUAUACUGCACUUAGUUCACAACCUCAUUCACGAAGAGGAAGAGAAAGAGGACAAGCCCAGCCAACAGAUGCAGAAUGUGGGUGAACAGGCUCACAUGGCGCUGCUAGGUCACAGUCUGGCAGCCUAUAUCUCAGUGUUGGACAGAGAACGAUUGCGGAAGCUGACCACUCGGAUCCUGUCUGACACAACACUGUGGCUCUGCAGACUGUUCAGGUAUGAGAACGGUUCAGCCUGCUUCCACGAGGAUGACAGGGCUGGCCUUGUUAGAGUGUGUCGGCUGGUCAUCAAUGUCCGCUAUGAAGAAUUUGCCACUGAGGGCUAUGCAGUUCUCAGCUCCAAACAGCCCGUCAUCUACCAGAGCUCCUCCUGCAGGCCUGGUCUGGGACAGCACCUGUGUAGCCAGCUCGGCCUGCCUCUCUCCAGUUUGUGCACAGUCCCAUGCAACACCAUAUUUGGAUCCCAGCACCAAAUGGAUGUUGCCCUGUUGGACAAACUCAUCAAAGAGGACAUAGAAGCUGGGAAGCUUCCUUUGCUGUUGAUUGCCAACGCAGGUACCCCUGGGGCAGGGCAUACAGACAAGCUUGGCCGUCUGAAGGAACUGUGUGAUCAAUACAACAUGUGGCUUCAUGUGGAGGGGGUCAACUUGGCAACCCUGGCCCUGGGUCAGGUCACCUCUGCUGUCAUGGCAGCCACCAGAAGUGAUAGUAUGACACUGACACCUGGUCAGUGGCUGGGACUGCCAGCUGUAACCGCUGUCACCCUCUACAGGCAUGAAGACCCAGCACUGUCUCUUGCAGCAGGUUUGACCUCCAGCCAGCCUGUGGAGAAGCUGCGAGCGCUGCCUCUCUGGCUCUCCCUGCAGCACCUCGGUCAUAAUGGAAUUGUCCAGAAGAUCAAACACGCCACCGCUCUGAGCCAGCAGCUCCUGCAGAAACUAAAAUCUAUGGCUUCUAUCAAAACAUCGGUGGAGGAUGAACUCAACUCUCCAGUGGUGCUGUUCAAGUUUUCCCAGGGAAUGAGUGCUGCAUCCAGUGGGGGUUCAGUGGAGGGUUACUGCGCUGGGGAGAAAGAGGUCCUUGAUACCUUCAACAGAUGGCUGGGAGAGCAGCUAGCCCAGUUAGUUCCCACCAGUGGAGUAGAUGUGGUGGAGCUCGAAGACGAGGGUACCUGUGUUCGCUUCAGCCCCCUACUGACUGCUGCAGUCCUGGGGACCCAGCCAGAGGAUGUUGAGGAGCUGGUGGAGAGGCUGUCCGAGCUUGUGCCUGUGAUGAGCUCCACUAUGUGCCUCAGACAGGAUUUCAGAGAGGAGAGCCACCGACACUCAGCCUCACUCAGAUACGUAGACGACAUCAGCUGGCCUGGCCUGGGAGUUGUCCGGUAUGAGCCACAGGCUGAGGGAAUGGAUGAGAGCAGGAGGAAGCAGGUUCUGGAAAAAAUUAACAAUGAGCUUCUAAGGAAACUACAGGACCUUGACACGGACAUCAUCUUCUCCACUGGUCCUGAGUUUGGAGCGGCGAAGUACACUAUCUUUGUGGGCAUGGUGACUGAGGACGUUGAUGUUUCAGAACUAGUGGAUACAAUCGCCGCCCUGGGGAGGGACAUAGAGGAGAGUGGAAGGCUGUUGGAGAACAUGACAGAGGUAGUGAGGAAAGGAAUCCUGGAGGCUGAGCUGCAGCUGCAAAAGGCCAAUGAGGAGAAACUCAUAGAAGAGGGGAUGCUGAGACAGAUUCCUCUGGUUGGCUCUGUUUUAAACUGGUUUUCUCCUGUUGAAAGCUCCAUAAAGGGAAGGACCUUUAACCUGGCUGCAGGUGCCCUAAACUCCACAGAGAUGACAUACUCCACUAAGGCUCAGGCAGGCAGGCCGUCCCUGCAAGACACUCCAACCCACUCAUCCAAGAGACUGUCAGGUCAGAGGUUAUUCCGGCGCUCAGGAGCAAACUUUGACUCCUUCAGUGAGACUAGCUCCAUUGGACAAGCGGAUGAGAUGACCAGGGAGGAGAGUACCACUGUGAGUAGUAGCAUCCAGCCUCCCACCUCUGCACUUGCACAGGAGGAGGACCUGAGCAGUGUGAGUGAAAUCCCACCGGAGAAGGUCCAGGAGUCGUCCGAUCAGAUCCACAACACACAGGUGGAGACAGAGGAAGCAUCAGAGGAGAGGCAGCACGAAGGCCGAGAGAUGGAGCAGAGUGGGAGAUAGGACAACCCUUGAAGUAGGUGUCCUCCAGCCGUCCUCUAAAUGGUAUCAGCCUAACAGAUGUUUGAUAAAAAGGCUUUAUUACUUUGUGAAUCUAACUCUUCCAUUUUUGAAGGAAAAACCUCUAAAUCUAUUGGGCUGUUUGUUUCUUUCAUAUGUUUCAGUUAAUGGAAAAAUCCACCCAUGGAAACAUUCUACUUAUGUAAUGAUAGUCUUCCUCUACUGGUGGUUGAUUAGUGGUGUCUCCCACAUUUUUCAGAAUGCCUUUUAAUUACUCCUAAAAAGGGACAUGGCCAAAUUGUUUUCAUUCAUAAAUGGCGGUUAUGGUUGCAUUUCGUAUUCUGGUGAUGCAUAGGUAAACUGCAGCUACCUCCUCUGUGGUCAGUCGCCCCUUGUGUGUUAGUUGCCUUUACAUUCAUAUCAUGGAUUGAGGGAAAUAUUCUGCUGUCCUUUGUAGGUGCACUAAAUUAUUUUGACAGUGUCAAAAUUAACUGAAACAUAUGACAUGGCCAAAUUGUUUUCAUUCAUAAAUGGCGGUUAUGGUUGCAUUUCGUAUUCUGGUGAUGCAUAGGUAAACUGCAGCUACCUCCUCUGUGGUCAGUCGCCCCUUGUGUGUUAGUUGCCUUUACAUUCAUAUCAUGGAUUGAGGGAAAUAUUCUGCUGUCCUUUGUAGGUGCACUAAAUUAUUUUGACAGUGUCACGACAUGACUCCGUCAUCUAUGAUUUACUAUGUUUUCAGGAUUACCUUUAACAAUAGAAUGGAACACAAGUGCUUUGUGUGGAUUUUUCCUUACCCUUACCCUAAACCUCGGAUAGUGUAGAGUUUAGAGGGACAUUCAGCUCUGCUUUGCGUUGAUCUUUGCACUUUUGGUCCUAUUGGAUUGUAGAGCAGAUGAGUGGCCAUAUUGCACACAGAUUUUUCUAAAUUUAAAGAGAAAUAUGAAAAGUUAAUAUUUCAUGAACAUAAAGUAGCCCAGAAUUAAAGCACUGAGUGUCGGUGCAAUUAAAAUGUUUAGAUUCCUCACUGUGAAUAGUUUACAUGCAAUUUAUCUAUCUAACUUGCCUAAUUACUCACUGAUAAUUUAUGAUUACAUACAUCUCUAUAGUAGGUAUAAAAUAUCUUUAUCUAUUAAAUUCAAAAUGACUACUAAUAUUCGCAGUCAGCUGUUUCCAAGCUUCAAACUGUCCCUUCAUGUGUACACUGGCCCACAACACUGAUGGAGUAUCAGAGUCACCGCUGGGGAGAGAAGAAAUAUAACAUUUUUAAAAAGUCCAAACACUGUGAAAAUGAAGUCACACACCACAUUGUAAACCAAAAUGUGAUUCUCCUUAUGAUUACACAACCAGUUUAUACUGUUUGUGUGAAUGUUUUGAUGUUUUGUCAGCAAUAGAACCGGAGUAAGAUGUGCCCCUCUGCCACAGAGAAAUGUUGCUCGGCAUGUAUUUACUUUAUGUGGAACUCUCUUUUUUUGGGCCAGAAAAACAUCAUACCAGACCUGUGUCAGAUUUCUUCCUGUUGAGAUAUUUUUGAGUGCCAUAUCAAAGGGCCAAAUGGGUGAUCACCUCGGUUGAUUGUGUUAGUCUUUGAAAUUCACCUGCCCCACACUGAUGUUUCCACUUUUUCUCUUGUCUGUUUCAUAUAAUUAAUCACAGGUAGCAACAGUGGCGUGUUUAGACCCCUAAAAUUAGUCCAAGCACCCCUAAAAAAAUUAUGUUGUUUUUUUUUGUUAGUUUUUUCGCAGGUCCGUCUUUGACAAGCUUAAAAAUUAUCGAAACCAUACACAAUAUCAUCUUAAAUUACGAACGAAUACAACAGACCAGGAAAAUCAGCUAAUAUGUUGCAAUAUCCCCAGGAAAUAAUCUGUUCAUAACUUUAUACGAAUUGCUACUUUCCUCAAAAUUCCUGAACUAGCAAGUUCAAUAUUUGUUAACUUUAAUUAAUUGUUAAUUUUAGUUAAUCAUUGUGUUCUGUUAUUAUGUUUAUGCAAAUAAGGAUAUUUUCAAAAGAGGCUAUACUUUCCCCCCUGUUUUGUAGUUGUAUGUGGGUGGGGGUCAGUGUCCAUACAACACAUGCAUAGGUUGUAAAUCUACAGCACACAAUUGUUUAUAAAGUUCUUUAAGAUCUAGCCUCAUAAAUUGCUAUAAAAGUUCACCAAAUUGAUGGAUUUAACUCUAAAAUGUACUCAUUUUUCUUCCGGGGGGGCAUGCCCCCGGACCCCCCUGAAGGCUCUGAAGUCCACCCCACAUAGUCUCUCAACAUCAUAUGGGAAACACUUCUAUAUGUUGAUAUUACAAGUAAGGGGUUACUGUCUGUAUGUGUAUAUGUCUUUUUUUAUAGGGAGAUUAUAGGGGAUUUUUGGAUCAUUGGGUGCUCAGCACCCCUAAAGCACUGAUCCUAGAAUCACCGCUGGGUAGCACAGGCUGAUUAUCAACAUGUUUUCUGCAUUUCAUUAAUGUUUCUUAAUGCCUGUAGAUUACUUUUUCAUGUGUCUAUUACUUAUUAUUUAAGACAAUUUUUGCAAUUUUUUUGGGGGUGAGAUCCUAAAGACCCCUGCACACUGUGGUUUUGGCCUGUCUCAGAUGAAAGUCAGUCAGAAGAGAAACUUGGUGGUAUUCAAUCCAAAUGGUGGUACAAGAUGUCACUGUGAGACACAUCCACUGGUUUGUAGAGAAGGGUCAGGCAGUUUCACUGUCUUAGUAGAAAGUUAAGAUAAAAUAAGAUAUUCCUUUAUUCGUCCCACAAUUGGGAACUGCCUCUAUGACCCUUCUCUACAAACCAGCCAAUCAGAAUACAGAAUGAAAUGAAAUUGAACUGCCUGUAGACAUGCUGUCAAUACUGAUUACUGAUAUUAUACUGUACAGUCUGACUAAGUGGACAUGGUUUAAUGAGGAAUGAAUACAGUGGGAAUGAAGAUUACAAAGAAUAGAUUUCAGCUUUAUUCCACUUGUUCUCUAGAUAAUUACUACUGUUCUUUAUUUAAUUUGUUUAUGGUGUAAAUGAAGGAGAAUAUCCUUAAUAAUUAUUUUGUCAUGUGAUCAUAAUGCAAAGCCAAAUCAAUAACUUCCUAACCUUACAAGAAGACAUUGAUGUUGAUAAAGAACUUUUGAUUUGAUAUGAAAUGUCCUGAAAUGCCCUGCUUCUGUCUGAAUGAUUGCAUUACAUAAUUUCCUACAGUUGAUUCUCAGAACAGAAACACGUCCACAUGUUUUCUGUAAAUUUUGUCUCUCAACAGAUUAAAUUCUUAAUUUUCUUGUCUUAAA